AUAAUUUCUGCCAUCGCUGCAGACCGCGUUCCUUUACCCUUCUUUCCUUGUUUCGUUCUUCCCCUCUUCUCCGGCUUGUUCUAGGGCUGGUGCCACCCGCCGGACACACCACAGGGUCCGCACUAUCCAGAUAGCUGCCGCCCAGGGCAGCACUAGCGGGCAAGCAGGUUUGUGCCGCGGCGACACCACCACCACCAACGCAGCCCAGAUCCUGCCGCUUCCUCUGCUCCUCGCUCUCCUCACUUUCCUCACGACCACCCUGUCGACGAUUGUCUGACCUCCUCGACGUCGGACGCUGCCAAUUGACGCCCCCGCCGCCGCCGCCGCCGACAUGGCUUCCUCGCGCGACAAUGAGCUCAAGACGGAAGGCGCGAUAGAGGCUGCCCGGGACCUCAAUUCGGUCGUGACUGCCCAAGCGGCUGAGGACACAAUGGUCGACGAGGCGAAAAGGGGAGGCAGCCCCGCCUUCCAGUUCGACCCCGAUGCCAGCCCCGAGGAGAAGCGGGCUCAGGCGAGAGCACGCAUCCCCGCCGGCCUCAAGCCUCAGCGGAAACCCAAUGCCACGGCCCUGGCCUCCGACGCUGACUCCAAUGUCGGAGCCAAGUACGAUCUUCCUCCGGCCACAGUAGCAGGUGCUGUCGAUGCACCCUCUUCCCCGUCUUCCCCAACUUCUGCGAAAGGCGCCAACGGCACAGCGCCUGAAUUGGACGACGAUGCGCGCUGGGCGAGGGACCGCACUGGCUGGGCCCCGCGGUUCGGCAUGCCGGGCUCGGAAGAGGAAGCCGACGAGGGGUCGCUGCUCGACCAUCAGACGUGGCUGGAGGGGAAGCUGGAGGACAAGUUUUUUGGUGACUGGUACCAUAACACGGGCAUCAUCAUAUUCGCCUGUUUGACCUCGUGGGUCGUAGCUGUGCUAGGCGGUGGCCUUGGCUGGGUCUUUUGCGUCAUGGCCAUUUGCGGAACUUACUACCGAACAUCGAUUCGCCGAGUGCGUCGCAACGCGCGAGACGACUUGAAUCGCGAGAUGGCCAAGAACAAACUCGAAUCAGAUUCUGAGAGUCUUGAGUGGAUCAAUAGUUUCCUCGUCAAAUUCUGGCCCAUCUACCAUUCCGUUCUGUGCGACUCGAUCAUCAACUCGGUCGACCAGGUUUUGUCUACUUCGACUCCAAGCUUCCUCGAUAGCUUGAGAAUGAAAACCUUCAUCCUGGGAACGAAACCGCCACGGUUGGAGCAUGUGAAGACGUAUCCCAAGGCCCAGGAUGACAUUGUGCUCAUGGACUGGAAAUUCAGCUUUACGCCCAACGACACGGCCGAUCUUACUGCGAGGCAGAUCAAGAACAAGAUCAACCCCAAAAUCGUCCUCGAGAUCCGUAUCGGAAAGGGACUAGUCAGCAAAGGUUUAGAUGUCAUCGUGGAGGACAUCGCGUUUUCAGGCCUUAUGCGGGUCAAGGUCAAGCUCCAGCUUCUAUUUCCUCAUAUUGAAAAGGUAGAAAUCUGCUUCCUAGAACGACCAACGAUCGACUAUUCCUGCAAGCCGCUUGGGGGUGAGACGUUUGGCUUCGACAUCAAUUUUAUUCCUGGUCUUGAAACUUUCAUCAUGGAGCAGGUUCACGCAAACCUCGGACCGAUGAUGUACGAUCCAAAUGUCUUCCCCAUCGAAAUCGCAAAGAUGCUUGCCGGAAACCCGGUUGACCAGGCGAUUGGUGUGUUGCAAGUCACGUUCCAUGGCGCGCAAGGUCUUAAGAACCCGGACAAGUUCUCAGGAACCCCGGAUCCCUAUGCAGUUGUUUCCAUCAACAACCGCAACGAGCUCGGACGCACCAAAACUGUGCACGAAAACGCCAACCCACGCUGGAAUGAGACCGUAAACAUCAUCAUCACCUCAUUGAAGGAUGCUCUGACGAUUAAUCUCUUCGAUUUCAAUGAGUACCGAAAGGAUAAGGAGCUUGGUACGGCCACCUUUGCGCUGGACCAGCUUGAAGAAGAUGACGAGCAUGAAAACCUCCAUCUCGAGGUCAUGUCUGGUGGAAAGGCCCGUGGUGUUCUACAGUGUGACGUUCGCUUCUUCCCCGUUCUUGAAGGAACCAAACUGGAGGAUGGUACCGUGGAGCCCCCACCAGAAUCCAGGACCGGGAUUGCAAAAUUUACCGUCGAGCAAGCUAAGGAUUUGGAUGGAACCAAGAGUCUGAUUGGUCAGCUCAACCCAUACGCGGUCCUGCUUCUCAAUGGCCGAGAGAUCCAUAUUUCGAAGAAACUCAAGCGCACAAAUAACCCUAUCUGGCCUGAUGCAACCAAGGAACUUCUCAUAACCGACCGCAAGAAGGCUAAGCUUGGGCUUGUUCUCAAAGACGACCGAGAUAUUGCUGCCGAUCCUAUUCUUGGAACAUACCAAGUCGGUUUGGACGACAUGCUCGAUCUGAUGGCAAAGGGUCAAGAAUGGUACAAUUUGGCAGGUGCUAAAACAGGGCGCGCUAAAAUGACAUUGCAGUGGAAGCCUGUUGCCCUCAAAGGCGCCAUCUCAGGAUCUGGUGGUUAUCUGACGCCUAUCGGUGUGAUGAGGCUGCAUUUCCAGAAUGCUCGCGACCUUCGAAACGUGGAGGCAAUGGGCAAAUCCGAUCCCUAUGUCCGAGUUCUUCUCUCGGGUGUUGAAAAGGGUCGAACGGUUACCUUCAAGAACAACCUGAAUCCGGACUGGGAUGAGGUUAUUUAUGUCCCGAUGCACACUACCCGCGAAAAGCUGCUCUUAGAGGUCAUGGAUGAGGAGCAUCUUGGCAAAGAUCGCUCGCUGGGCCAUAUUGAGCUGUCUGCUUCAGACUAUAUCCGACAGAAUGAUGACGGCGAGUAUGUCGUCAAUGAGCAGAAACAGCUCCUAUCUCGAGGACUCAGACUGGGCACUCGUGCACAACCCAAGGGAGUCCUGAACUUCACAUGCUCAUUCUACCCGACUUACCCUGUGUGGGAUCCAGAUGAGGACGACAAAGAAAGCACGAUUGGAGGGCUAUCGGGCAAGAGUUCCGUAAAGAGUCUAGAGUCUUCCCAGAAAGGUCAUAAAAAGACCGUCUCUAGCGUGUCUCGCUCCGAUACCGUCGGCACUAUUUCCUCACUGCAAACGGCGCACGAGGACAGCGAAGUCGAUCUCGCGAAACAACUCGAGAAGAACGAGGGCGAGCAGGAAGAGGGAGUGCGGCAGAAAAAGGAGAUUGAGAAACUCCAUCUGACUACUGAUGAUUUACAGCAAUAUGAAUCUGGUCUCAUUGUAUUUAAGCUCAUCGAUGGCGAGUUUGCAGACACGGGCGCGUAUGUUGAUGUCUUGAUGGAUGAUAUGGUUUUCUCGAGUUAUUCAAGCGCUAAGAUUAAGAGCAAGAAUAUGACUUUUAACGAAGUCGGUGACACGAUGGUCCGAGAGCUUGAUUUCUCGAAAAUUACUCUUCGACUUAUUGAGCAUAUUGAUAAGAAAGGCGAAGGUGAUGAAGAUCAUGUCAUCGCUAAACUCACUGGUAGUACUCUAGACACUCUUCGGAGAUGCUUGUACACUCCUACGCAACUCACCUUAAAAGAUAACCACGGGCGUGACAACAAGAUCACAGUCAGCCUCAAAUACCUUCCUAUAAAGAUGCGUCUCGACCCCAGCGAAUCCUUCAACAACCAAGGCACCCUCCGCGUAGACAUAUUGGACGCCGCAGACCUCCCCGCCGCAGAUCGCAACGGCUUCUCGGACCCUUACUGCAAAUUCGUCCUCAACGGCAAAGAUGUCUAUAAGACCAAGACCCAAAAGAAAACCCUCCACCCCGCCUGGAACGAAUAUUUCGAAGUCCCGGUACGCAGCCGAACUGCAGCAGAAUUCGACGUCAAGGUUUACGACUGGGACUUCGGCGACAAAGCCGACUUCCUAGGUAAAACCGCCAUCAACCUCGAGAUCCUGGAGCCGUUUCAACAACAAGAAGUAACACUUGGUCUUGACGGGAAAUCUGGCGCUAUACGACUCAAAAUGCUUUUUAAGCCGGACUAUGUUAUGCGCGCUCGCCAAGGCUCAAGCACCUUCUCUGGGACUUUCGCCGUUCCGGGGAAAGUAAUCGGCGCACCUGUAAAGGGCGUUGGUAAAGGCGCGGUACUCGUAGGUGGUGGUGUGGUGCGUGGCGCAACGUUCUUAGGGAGAGGGUUCAAACGCAGGAAAUCGAGGGGUGCGAAUGGGAAUGAGGAUUUUGAACGUGAAGAUACUCCGUCAAAUGGCUCUGUGGAUACGCCUGUUAUCUCUGUGGAGAAGGAUGCAGAUAGCGCGCCGGCGCCCUCACCGCAGCCGCAUAGCCGACAUAAAUCCUGGGGCGCGCAGUCCUUCGCUUCUGGCUUUGGCGGUAGUGGUGGAGCUGGUCAAGGCGACCAAGGCACUGCUAGCAUUACAGUCGUCUCGGCUUCUAACUUCCCCCUCGGCACAAACGUCCGCGUGCACAUAAAAUCUGUCAGUUCCGGGAAAGAAGUGCAUAAAACAAAACACAUUAAAGCACCCACGGGCUCCGUAACCUUCGAUAACGAAACCUUCAAGGUUCCAUGUACGGCGGAUUCAGCGUUUAAGGUUGUGGUGAAGGAUCAUGCCACAUUUGGGAGCGAUGAUGAGUUGGGUGAGGCGCAGUUUUUCGUAGAUGAUCAAGGAAGUGGAGGAGAGAAGACCGUGACGGUUGGGCACGGAACGGUGAUUAUUAGGAGUAGUUGGAGGGAAUCAGGGGGGGAUACAGCAAGCUCGAUGAAUAGUCCCACUAGCAAAAGUAGGAGGGGUUUGUUAAGUAGAGGGAGGGACAGGAGUGCGACGCCUGCCUGAGUAGGGUCUGUGGGCUUGGGUGAGGGGAGUUGACCAAGGAGGAUAGGGACGAAGGGAGUUUGAGUUUGGGAGUUUGUAGGGGAUGGAAGGGAUAAUGAAUCGGUUAGGUAGAGGUCGGAAGUCAUGCAAGAAGGUAAACGAGCGGCCGGAUUAGAGUACAAGUGCUGUUUAGGUUGACGUGGAGGUAAUAACUCUCUCUCUCAGUCUCACACACGACUUUCUUCUUUUUAUCUUUUCUCUUCUGCAUUGGCAAAAUUUUGGAAGGUAAAACAGGGUGUUAUUCUUGCGAGUCUCUUUCUUGUAAAGUGUUUACCUUUCUUGGUCUUUAUUUCUAUCAGGUAAAAUGACCGCGUCUAUUGCGGUAUAUUAUGUGUGUGUGGAUGCGAGUGUGAGUGAGUGUUGUCCUAGGUGAUGAAUGGAUG
Molecule: messenger RNA, 5235 nt
Organism: Lindgomyces ingoldianus
Lineage: Eukaryota; Fungi; Ascomycota; Dothideomycetes; Pleosporales; Lindgomycetaceae
Product: tricalbin
Exons: 7
Coding region: 332-4813 (1493 amino acids)
Molecular function (GO): lipid binding
Source: RefSeq, a predicted model, not a curated record